Molecule: messenger RNA, 794 nt
Organism: Vigna unguiculata (cowpea)
Lineage: Eukaryota; Viridiplantae; Streptophyta; Magnoliopsida; Fabales; Fabaceae
Source: RefSeq, a predicted model, not a curated record
AUGGCUAGGACAAGAGGAGCUCAUCGUGGUGGCUCAAGUUCUUCACAUGCUGAGGCUUCUGAGCAAGAGCCUAGGCAGAGACCUACUGCAUCUGUUCGUAGAAGAGGUAAGGGUCAUCGUACAGAGAGUGGUCCAUCAUCUCAUGGGGAAAGUGGUUCAUCAACUAGUCAUGGAGAAGUUGGUCCAUCAUUACCAACUCCUACUGAUAUUCAUGAGGAGCAAGAAAAUAUAAUUCACCAUGAGGAGGUUGUUGCCGGGCAGGACCACGAUGUUUUAGGAGGAUUUCCUGGAGGACCCGAGGAUACAUCUUUGUUGACCGGAUUUGCUGAUCAUGUUGCAUGUGCUAUUUGGGAUGGCCAGGACCGAGUGGACAUGAAGUUAGUGUCCCAUGGCAAGAAAUUGAAAAGAUUCGGAGUUUGUCAUGCAGCUAUUCAGCCAUUUGUUCAAAAUUCAGGGUUGAUGCCACUAUGUGAUAUAAUAUAUGAAUAUCCUGAUAAGGGUUUGAUACUAGCUUUUGUUGAGAGGUGGCAUAGAGAGACCAGCAGCUUUCAUCUUCCUUUUUUUUGUUGUGCACCUUUGGUUUUAACUUUUCGCAUUGGAGCCACCAUUGAUGUCAUUGCAGGACACGCAAUUUCAUGUAACUUUUGUUUGAUUAUUACUUUUCCUGCAAUAUCGACUUCACUGAAACGAUUCACAACCAUAUCAAUUUCCUUGUCUAUGCAUAACCUAGGAAGCGAUUCAUUUGAUGAAAUAUUUGAGAAGCUUAAUCUAGUCCACAUUAUAUGAAGAACAGU